This is a messenger RNA of Paramisgurnus dabryanus, 6211 nucleotides long. Its product is annotated as NACHT, LRR and PYD domains-containing protein 3-like. Gene Ontology annotation, molecular function: protein binding. The record is from RefSeq and is a predicted model, not a curated record. NCBI's taxonomy places the organism in Eukaryota, Metazoa, Chordata, Actinopteri, Cypriniformes, Cobitidae.
CAUACAGCUGCGCACUUUCAUUUCUUCGCCGCUCUAAACAGUGGUUGCGUCACGCAUGUGGUAACUUCCAGGUGUUUGCAUUCAGAUCAGAGAAGAAGAGAUGAGUUUCGCUUUGCAGAAAAAAAAGAAUUAGCUAUAAAGGACAUUACUAGGCUUAGAAUCGGCACAUGGGUUCAAGUACUCGCAGAUUCCGAUGCUAGAAUUUUGUUGUGGAUCGGCCGCAUUUCCCAUACUGGUAUCGGAACAACUCUUGUAAAAUCUAAGUAUAAGUUGUGGAGAUCAGAUUGAUCAGAUUCACCUCUGCAGCUCCAUCAUGGAUCAAACACAAACAUCAGCAGAUGAAGAUUUUUCUACAGGAUGCAGGUCAGAUCAUCAGAAGAGAUCAGAUCCAGAGUUCAGAUGUGUGUCUAUGAAGAGUGACGUGUCUAUUGAUCAACCAUUGAAUUUUAAGAGUGAUUAUACAAGGCUUAAUCUAAGUUCAGAUCAUCAGAAGAGAUCAGAUCCAGAGUUCAGCUGUGUGUCUAUGAAGAGUGACGUGUCUAUUGAUCAACCAUUGAAUUUUAAGAGUGAUGAUACAAGGCUUAAUCUAAGGUCAGAUCAUCAGAAGAGAUCAGAUCCAGAGAUCAGAUGUGUGUGUAUGAAGAGUGUCGUGUCUAUUGAUCAACCAUUAAAUUUUAAGAGUGAUGAUACAAGGCCUAAUCUAAGGUCAGAUCAUCAGAAGAGAUCAGAUCCAGAGUUCAGCUGUGUGUCUGUGAAGAGUGUCGUGUCUAUUGAUCAACCAUUGAAUUUUAAGAGUGGUGAUACACGGCCUGGUAACAGACCAGAAGUAACCGAACCCGACUGUGAUUGUAGGAAGAUUGAGCAAUCUGAGAAUCAAACACCAGACAUCAAUGAAAACAUGAGUCCUUGUUUCAGCCAUGAGUCUUAUAUUGCUGAAUUCCUAAACACAUUCAGAUCAAAUCUGAGGAUGAAGUUUGAGUGUUUGUAUGAGGUAACAUCAAAUAAGGGAAACCCAACACUACUGAAUGAGAUCUACACAGAGCUUUACAUCACAGAGAGUGAAAGUGGAGAGAUCAGUAAUGAACAUGAGGUGAGACAGAUUGAGACACAAUCCAGAAGAACAACAACAGAGGAGACACCAAUCAAAUGUAAUGACAUCUUUAAACCUUUACCUGAACAAGACAAACACAUCAGAAGUGUGCUGACAAAGGGAGUCGCUGGCAUUGGAAAAACAGUCUCUGUACAGAAGUUCAUUCUGGACUGGGCUGAAGAGAAAGAGAAUCAGGACGUCCACCUCAUAUUUCCACUUCCUUUCAGAGAGAUCAAUUUGAUGAAGAACAAAACACUCAGUCUUUUAGAUCUUCUUCAUCUUUUCUUCCCACAAACAAAAGAAAUGGAAAUCUUCAGUGAUGAAUAUAAAGUGUUGUUCAUCUUUGAUGGUUUGGAUGAGUGUCGUCUGUCUCUGGAUUUUCACAGCAAUGUGAGGUUGUGUGAUGUAAGUGAAUCAACCUCAGUGGACGUGAUGCUGACAAACCUCAUCAAGGGGAAUCUGUUUCCCUCUGCUCUCAUCUGGAUCACCUCCAGACCAGCAGCAGCUGAUCUCAUCCCCUCUGAGUGUGUUGAUCGAGUCACAGAGGUACGAGGCUUCAGUGAUCCACAGAAAGAGGAAUACUUCAGGAAGAGAAUCAGUGAUGAGAGUCUGUCUGAUCAAAUCAUCUCACACCUGAAGUCAUCCAGGAGUCUCUACAUCAUGUGUCACAUCCCAGUGUUCUGCUGGAUUUCAGCCACUGUUCUAGAGAGAAUGUUGAGUGAAGCAGAGAGAAGAGAGAUCCCCAAGACUCUCACACAAAUGUACACACACUUCCUGAUCAUUCAGACAAACAUCAAACAUCAGAAAGACUAUGAGAGGAAAGAUGAAGACAUGAUCUUCAAACUGGGGAAACUGGCUUUUAAGCAGCUUCUGAAAGGCAAUCUGAUCUUCUAUGAUGAAGACCUGAGAGAGUGUGGCAUUGAUGUAGCAGAAGCAUCAGUGUACUCAGGAUUGUGUACUCAGAUCUUCAGAGAGGAGUUUGGUUUGUAUCAGGGGAAAGUUUACUGCUUCGUUCAUCUCAGCAUCCAGGAACAUCUAGCAGCUCUUUAUGCUCACAUCUCCUUCACAAACUACAACAGAUAUGUGUUUGAUCAAAGUCAAAAGGCAGGUUGGUUUUGUAAAAUGUUGGGCAGAUUUAAACCUAAAUCAUCAGAACAGGAUUCAUUAUCUGAGUUGCAUCAGCGAGCUGUAAAUAAAUCUUUACAGAGUAAGAAUGGACAUCUGGAUCUUUUCCUGCGUUUUCUUCUUGGUCUUUCACUGGAGUCCAAUCAGAUUCUCUUACAGGAUCUACUGACACAGAUGAGAAGAUGCUCCUACAUGAAAGAGGAAACUGUUAAGUACAUUACAGAGAAGAUGAAUGAGAAUCGGUCUACAGAGAAAUCCAUCAAUCUGAUUCACUGUCUGAAUGAACUGGGUGAUGAUUCACUGCUGCAGGAGAUUCAAGAUUUUGUGACAUCUUAUUCAGUAGGAAAGACCAAACUCUCCUCUUCACAUUGGGCAGCUUUAGUUUUUGUGUUGUUGACGUCUGAGCAGCAUUUGGAUGAACUUAAUCUAAAUAAAUUUAUUGGGGAUAAAAAUAAAGCAGAUGAAGUUCUCGUGAAACUGCAGCCUCUGAUUAAAGAAACCAAAAAAAUCAAGUUGAGUGAUUGUAAUAUCACGGAUGAGGGUUGUGUUGCUCUGACUUCAGCUCUGAGAUCAAACCCAUCACACCUGACUCAUCUGGAUCUGUCUGAUAAUAAUCUAAGAGAUUCAGGAGUGAAGCUGAUCUCUGAUGUACUGAAUAAUCCUGACUGUAAACUGGAGAUACUGAAGUUGAGUGAUUGUAAUAUCACAGAUGAAGGUUGUGUUGCUCUGACUUCAGCUCUGAGAUCAAACCCAUCACACAUGAGAGAUCUGGAUCUGUCUGUGAAUUAUAAACUAGGAGAUUCAGGAGUGAAGCUGAUCUCUGAUGUACUGAAGAAUCCUGACUUUAAACUGGAGAUACUGCACUUGAAAAAGUGUGAUAUCACAGAUGAAGGUUGUGUUGCUCUGACUUCAGCUCUGAGAUCAAACCCAUCACACCUGACACAUCUGGAUCUGUCUCGUAAUAAACUAAGUGAUUCAGGAGUGAAGCUGAUCUCUGAUGUACUGAAGAAUCCUGACUGUAAACUGGAGUUACUGAAGUUGUGUAGUUGUGAUAUCACAGAUGAAGGUUUUGUUGCUCUGACUUCAGCUCUGAGAUCAAACCCAUCACACCUGAGAGAUCUGGAUCUGACUGAGAAUAAUCUAAGAGAUUCAGGAGUGAAGUUGAUCUCUGAUGUAAUGAAGAAUCCUGACUGUAAACUGAAGAUACUAAAGUUGUGGUGUUUUAAUAUCACAGCUGAAGGUGAUGCUGCUCUGAUUUCAAACUCCUUACAUGUGACAAAACUGAAUUAUAUUAAUGUAGGAGAUACAGAAGUGAAGCUGAUCUCUGAUGUACUGAAGAAUCCUGACUGCAAACUACAGAUACUGGAUUUGGAGCAGUGUAAUAUCACAGAUAAAGGUUGUGUUUCUCUGACUUCAGCCCUGAGAUCAAACCCAUCACACCUGACACAUCUGAAUCUGUCUGUGAAUAAACUAAGAGAUUCAGGAGUGAAGCUGAUCUCAGAUGUACUGAAGAAUCCUGACUGUAAACUGAAGAUACUGAGGUUGAGGAGUUGUGAUAUCACAGAUGAAGGUUGUGUUGCUCUGACUUCAGCUCUGAGAUCAAACCCAUCACACCUGACACAUCUGAAUCUGUGUAAUAAUAAACUAAGAGGUUCAGGAGUGAAGCUGAUCUCUGAUGUACUGAAGAAUCCUGACUGUAAACUAGAGAUACUGGACUUGUAUGGUUGUGAUAUCACAGAUGAAGGUUGUGUUGCUCUGACUUCAGCUCUGAGAUCAAACCCAUCAUACCUGAUAGAUCUGGAUCUGUGUCUGAAUAAACUAAGAGAUUCAGGAGUGAAGCUGAUCUCUGAUGUACUGAAGAAUCCUGACUGUAAACUGGAGUUACUGAAGUUGGAGCAGUGUAAUAUUACAGAUAAAGGUUGUGUUGCUCUGUGUUCAGCUCUGAGAUCAAACCCAUCACACCUGACACAUCUGGAUCUGUCUAAAAAUAAUCUAAGAGAUUCAGGAGUGAAGCUGAUCUCUGAUGUACUGAAGAAUCCUGACUGUAAACUGGAGAUACUAAAGUUGAGUAAGUGUGAUAUCACAGAUGAAGGUUGUGUUGCUCUGACUUCAGCUCUGAAAUCAAACCCAUCAUCACACCUAAGAGAUCUGUAUCUGUUUGAGAAUAAACUCACAGAUUCAGAAGUGAAGCUGAUCUCUGAUCUAAAAGAUGAUCCACAUUAUAAACUACAGACAGUACGUUGGUAGUAAAGAUGUCUGUCUGAUCUUCAGUAUGAUCUGAUGGUGAAUAAGACGACACAAUAGUGACAUCACAGACACUUCCUCUUAACCCUAUGAGUUGAUUAUUCAGUACAGGAUCUGUAUAUGUAUAAAUGUAUAAAGCCAUACUGUAUGUAUAAAGCCUCCUAAGUGUUAAGACUAGGUCUCAGCUCCUAAAUUAUUUAAGAGAGCUGGAGAGGUCUCCUAACCUAGUUAAGAGUAAUAAGAGGGCAGCAGAGAGGUGGAGAUCAUGAACUUUACAACAAAGAAUGUGUUGGAAUUAUUUUCAUUCAAAUGUAUUUCUAUAGCACUUUUGACUAAUUUGUUGUUGUAUUGUUGCAAAGCAAAACAUUUACAGUAAAUAAAUGUUAGUAUAUAUACAGUAGAUAAACAUUAUUUAUUACGUAAGGGAUAAUGUAGAGGCAGCCGGUAGUUAUUGGGAAAUAAGGCCCGACAGUGUGAUCAGGACCCGACGCGAAGCGGAGGGUCUUGUAUCACACUGAAGGGGCUUAUUUCCCAAUACUGUAACUACUGGCUGCCUCUACAUUAUCCCGCUUAUUACACGGCUACUUGCCACAUAAGAAAAAAAACUGGACAUGAAUAUGAAUUUGAAACAUUUUAUUGGCAUAUUUGUUUUAAAUUAACAUUUUUAUCCUUCCGCGAAACUUUGCACAGAUGCAUAAAAUGAUCGUAAUACCUUAUUAAGAUCCUCUGCUUCAUACUUGUCUGUCUCCAUUUUUUUUCUCUUUAACCAGUCUUUGAGAAGUUUUAAUUCCCAUUCUGUAUUUUUUUGUGUGUUGGCUUCGUAGCUGUCAUGCUCUAUUUUGUCAAGUUCAGUCUCAGUAAGCUCUCUGUGUCUUGUCGUGGUUGUCUAGUGUUUGUCACAAGAUGGCGCCAAACAGACAGUAAUCUUUAUUGAUCUUUAUUGGCGCGGAGCGAUUUUACUCGUGUAAGUAGUCCGGCUAUGCGUUAUUAUUUUGGAGCGGUUAUUAUUUGAAAAGAACGAACCUGCAAAUGUCUCAACUGACCAAUCAGAAUCAAGCAUUCCAGAGAGCCGUGUAAUACAGGUAAAUAAAAUACCAUAAAAUGUAAAUAGAAUUUACAAUAAAAAAUGUUAAGUAUCUACAAGAUUGCAGUGGCACUAAUAAUAUUACUUGACAUAUAAUGGAGUAUACAACCCCUGACCCAAAACAUAAUGUUAGCAAUGUUAGCAGUAAGAAAGCAAAAGGUGAAAGUGACUAAAGAUGGCAAAAAUGGUGUUUAUAGUGAAGAAAUCCAACUUAACUUGAUCAUCUUGUUCAGGCUUGAUCAUCAAAGUAUUUUUUUAACUAAGUGUUUGCAAACUUUAGUCUUUUCUUUAUAAACAGCUUGUGAGUGAAAUCAAAAUGAUGUGAUUCAUCAUCUUAAUUUUUUAAAUAGCAUAACGUUCGUUUGUUUAUUUCAUUAACAUGUUGAAACUUAAUCAUAAUGUUACACAAUCGUGUAAAAUAAAUGCAUGUACUUAUUUGUAAUAUUGUUAAACAUUUCGUAAAGCAAUUUAAAUUGAAAUAUUUAAAUAGUAAUAUAGUUGUAAUGUCUUCAUGAUUCGUGAAUGUAUGGUGUCAAUUAUUGUAUAAAGUAAUGACUGAAUAAAAAGAAGGGGUGGGAAAUUAAAUGCUGAAGAAUAAAGACAAAACAUCAAGCUUUUGAAGUCAUAAAGAUAGGACAUCGUAGGACAAAGAGAUUAUGAUAAGAUUA